CAGAUGGAAAAUAGGAUUGGGCUGACACUUAACCUUGAUGCACUCCACUACUUCAAAAAGAAGAUAAGAUAAUAGUCAGUGCUGGCAACUUGUCAACGAUGUUUUAAGUCGUUGAGGGGCCCUUUGAAGAGGGAUCUGGUAUUGUCUGAUAAGUAUUUUCUUGUUUGUUCGUAAGUCAUAAGUACAGGGGGUCCUCGGUUUCCGAUGGUCCUGACAUACCCGACUUCGAGGUUACAAACAAUAGCAAUAUACUAUACGGGUUUUGUGCAGCGGCAUAACAAUAUGCACGUGAACAUUGCACAAGAGUGCACACUCAGUUUCUUACAGUUCAUGUUUUUCAUUUGUUCAAAUAUAAUAUUCAAAUAUUUACUGAAAUCAUGACUACGUACAUAUUUAGUUUUUGUUUUUUCCACCGCCAUAAAAAUUUCGAAUCUUUAUUUAUUAGUAUCUGAGUAGGGUUGUCAAGGGACUCACUUUGUUCCCAUAAUUUGCAUGGCUAAGACAAAACAGUGAUGAAAGUUGUUCUACUCCAUUGUUAGGUUACAUUCUUAACUUCAAGUUAUUUCCUUGUUGCGGGGCGUCGUCUGUCUGCACAUUCAACAUUCCAACAUUGUCGACCUAAUGUACGUAAAUAAAGUUGGUUGUCGUCGUCCUCAGCAUUAAGCACUUCACGACUGCAAAGAUGGCAUUUGCCCUUCGCUUGUUGUUCCUCCUUUGUGGGAUUAGUGGACUCGUGACUGGAGCUUGGUCUAUUUCUAUGGUUCAUUGGAAAGUCAAUAACUGUCCUUAUGGCUGGACUGAGUUGAACUGUAACUGUUACAUCUACCAACGUGAAGUAAGGACCUUCUCAGAUGCAGAGUCCGUCUGCAACAUUCUUGGUGGUAAUUUGGUCUCCCUCCACGAUGCGCUGGAAAACGCAUUUGUUCUUGAACUGGCUCGAGCGGGUGAUAAUAAUGACGUAUUCUGGAUUGGAUACAGUGAUCAAGUUCAGGCUGAUACCUUCAUUUGGACUGAUGGGUCACUCUUGGAUUUCACAAACUAUGAUCCUAAUGCUAAUCCUGCAGAGCCUAAUCCCGCUACUGGUAAUUGUAUCGAGCUUAAUGAGGCUGACGGAUUUUGGCGAACAGCGGCCUGCACAAUCGAGAAACCAUAUGUUUGCAUCAGAGAAGUGUACUGUAACAUCUGAUAAUCGAUCCUCUUACCAUCCCUAUCUUCUGUCACAGUGGAGUUGAUGAUGACUCAGUGAGAAGAUAUUUGCAUUCCUAGAUUUACUUUCAUCUCUUCUUUUCUCCUUGCAAAUGCUUAAUUAUUAUUGACAACAAAUUUGGAAUGUCAAAAAGCAUCUCUCUGGUAAAUGAAGGAAUCUGUCUGCAUCAAAA
This is a messenger RNA of Phycodurus eques (leafy seadragon), 1379 nucleotides long. RefSeq names its product galactose-specific lectin nattectin-like. The transcript has 7 exons. The coding region runs from base 683 to 1186 and encodes 167 amino acids. NCBI's taxonomy places the organism in Eukaryota, Metazoa, Chordata, Actinopteri, Syngnathiformes, Syngnathidae. The record is from RefSeq and is a predicted model, not a curated record. Gene Ontology annotation, molecular function: signaling receptor activity.